CCUGGCAGAGUUGCGUUUGGCGAUACUUUUUCCGCCUCCCGCCCCCUAGGGUGUUGACCAGAGUGGUCCCCAAGUGUCCUUCGUAGAGUUCCUACAUCGUGUGAGCGAAUCGUGCGUUGGUGUUUACUUAGCUGUAUAUCCUCUGUCUGUUAAUGUGGUCUGUGCUACGUCUGGAGGGUUCUACCAUUUACUAGUUAUUGAGUGUAUGGGCACCUGGGUCUUUGUAUGCAUCGAUGUCUGUUUGUAGAAAAUGUGCAAUUGUGCAUGUUUGAAAAACUGGCGCUUGAGUUGGUGACUGAUGUCUGUAAAUUAUAUCAGCAACUAAGUCUUCCCAGAGAAAUACAUCGAUCUCUGCACCACACCUAAAAACUGACUAAAGUAAAAUAUCAAAUGUCUUAUAAAGAAAUGUAUAUUAAAUAAUAAACUUUUGAUAUAGAAAAAUAUAACUACAGGAACCACUCUUCUUUGAGGAAUAAUCAGUGUGCAUUUAGCUAAUAUCUAAAUUUAAAUGUUGAUGAAACCAUUUAAUUCAGAACGAGUCAUAAAGUUGAUGUGUUUUUAAAAGACAUUUCUUUCUAAGAUUCCUAAUCUUAAUUGCAUCACCUCCCAAAUGUAUUUUUACUGUCAUUUGAUCAUUUGAAAGUUUAAAAGCAACAUGCAUGCUUCUAAUUUUAGUUUUAAACUCAGCAGAUAAAAUAUGAGUGUUCUGCUAAUGAUUCUGUCUCCUUCUUUUUUAUUUUCCUUCAAAUAAGUGCUGUUCUUGCAUUUGUUGUUGCUUUUUGAUAUAUUAAGCAUCCUUGGGCAUUUAAUCCAAUGAGAUUAGAGCAGAUUUACUGGUUUAAAGGUGCUAAAGGAUAUCUCUAUGGAUCCCAUAACUUCUCAUUUUUAUUACCAAGUUAAUAUCUUUUGAACAAUGAGGGAAAUGCAAUUUCUUAGUGGAAACUCACUAGACGUUGAGUAUCAGCAGGGUGACCACUGCCGUCAAUCUAUUUUUCAGAGUAUUGAGAAGCUCAGAGCAACCAACCUUUAAGGUUCCCUUAGGACUUUAUCUGAUUUAAAGUGUUGCUUUUCUAAUCCCACCCUACUGACGCUUUGCAAGGGAAGAUAUACUGAUGGAUUUUCCUCUGUUCUGUUUUUCCUAGUAAUCCAUCCCCCUCCUUUGCGCUUUAACUCAGUUAAGAGCAAUUUUAUCAAAAUAAAAGACAUGAAUAGUUUCUUAAGUGAGACAAAUUAUGUUCUGAUCAUAUCCAUACAUGAAUAGAAUCUACACCCCUCCAGAAUUUUAAACAUUGAAUACUGCAAGAGGCUACUUGUAGGUAUAAUAGCAGUUGUUAGAGUGGAACCAGAGGCUUGAUGAUGGUCAUGGUUUCUAAAAACUAAUCCAUUUUAGGUUAUCAAGAGAACUUACUGUAAAUGGACUCUUUUUGUUCCAAAGAUGUCUUCCCACUCCAGGCAAGGGGCAGUCUUGGCUGAGUGUGGCUUGUUAAAUGGACCAGAUUUUCAACUCAUUUCAAUGCAUUGUUACCAGAAUUUGUAGAUGUUUUCUCUAGCUUUUGGAUAAGUUGUGGUGAACAAGUUGUGGUGGAGAAAAAGGAAAGCUAAACAAUUUCACAUAUAACCAAAGAUCCGCGACAGUGGGUCUCUUUCUCAGUCUUUCUGCGUUUGGCUUAAUUGAAGACGGAGGUUAUGAAGUCGAUCCUGGAUGGCCUUGCAGACACCACCUUCCGCACCAUCACGACAGACCUCCUUUAUGUGGGCUCCAAUGACAUUCAGUACGAAGACAUCAAAGGUGACAUGGCAUCCAAACUAGGGUACUUUCCACAGAAAUUUCCUCUCACUUCCUUUAGGGGAAGUCCCUUCCAAGAAAAGAUGACUGCAGGAGACAAUGCCCAGUUAGUCCCGGUAGACCCGGCAGCAAACAUUACUGAAUUCUACAACAAGUCCCUUUCUUCCUUCAAGGAAAAUGAGGAGAACAUUCAGUGUGGGGAGAACUUCAUGGACAUGGAGUGCUUCAUGAUUCUGAACCCCAGCCAGCAGCUGGCCAUCGCCGUGCUGUCCCUCACGCUGGGCACCUUCACGGUUCUGGAGAACCUGCUGGUGCUGUGUGUCAUCCUCCACUCCCGCAGCCUCCGCUGCAGGCCUUCCUACCACUUCAUCGGCAGCCUGGCCGUGGCAGACCUCCUGGGGAGUGUUAUUUUUGUCUACAGCUUCGUUGACUUCCACGUGUUCCACCGCAAAGAUAGCCCCAACGUGUUUCUGUUCAAACUGGGCGGGGUCACAGCCUCCUUCACCGCCUCGGUGGGUAGCCUGUUUCUCACUGCCAUCGACAGGUACAUAUCCAUUCAUAGGCCCCUGGCCUAUAAGAGGAUCGUCACCAGGCCCAAGGCGGUGGUAGCCUUCUGUCUGAUGUGGACCAUAGCAAUUGUGAUCGCAGUGCUGCCUCUCCUGGGAUGGAACUGCAAGAAAUUGCAAUCUGUCUGCUCAGACAUUUUCCCACUCAUUGACGAAACCUACCUGAUGUUCUGGAUUGGCGUCACCAGUGUGCUGCUGCUGUUUAUUGUGUAUGCAUACAUGUACAUUCUCUGGAAGGCCCACAGCCACGCGGUCCGAAUGAUUCAGCGAGGCACCCAGAAGAGCAUCAUCAUCCACACGUCGGAGGAUGGCAAGGUACAGGUGACUCGGCCAGACCAAGCCCGCAUGGACAUUAGACUGGCCAAGACCCUGGUCCUGAUCCUUGUGGUUUUAAUCAUCUGCUGGGGCCCUCUGCUUGCAAUCAUGGUGUAUGAUGUCUUUGGGAAGAUGAACAAGCUCAUCAAGACUGUGUUUGCCUUCUGCAGCAUGCUAUGCCUGCUGAAUUCCACCGUGAACCCCAUCAUCUAUGCUUUGAGGAGCAAGGACCUGAGACAUGCUUUCCGGAGUAUGUUUCCGUCUUGCGAAGGCACCGCACAGCCUCUGGAUAACAGCAUGGGGGACUCAGACUGCCUGCACAAACACGCCAACAACACAGCCAGUGUUCACAGGGCUGCGGAGAGCUGCAUCAAGAGCACAGUCAAGAUUGCCAAGGUGACCAUGUCUGUGUCCACAGACACGUCUGCCGAGGCUCUCUGAGCCUAAUGCCUCCCUGGCAACACAGGAAAAGAAAUACCCCCUCUUUUUUUUUUUUUAAAGCUCAAAAUCUAGAAGAGUCUGUCCUCUCAUCGGUUAUAUAUUUUUUUACGUUUACCAUGCUCAGUGAAAAGGUGAUUAUCACCGUGAUCAGUUAUCAGUUCUCUACUGUUUCAAUAGUGUAGGUACUCCAACUCACUUCUCCAGGGGUUUAUGAUGAAGGAAGCGUGUGACUUAUAUGACUGAAAAGUUCUUCAGAGUCUUAAUGAAAUAGGAGAGAAACAUUUGGCUAUACAAUUUGACGUCCAAGUACCCAUAGAAAAAUGCCAUCAAAUGAGUAAUGCCUUUUAACCACAGCUUUCAUUAUAAUGUGAAAUAUAUUUGUCCAUCAGUAUCAGAGAUGUCCAUUUUUACAACAGUUACAAUAUUUAAAGUAGAGCUAUUUUGUAAAAUGUAUUGUGUCCUGCAAGAUGUGUAUUGGUGUGUACUAUGUGUUAUUUAUAUUUGUCUAGUUCAGCAAAACCGAAAGGUAGACUUCCUUGAGAACAGUGGAUUACAAGCAGUGGGCAUAUACCAAUGUGAUCACUUUUUAACAAAUUAUUGCCCGUGAUAUAACUUUAGAAACCUUAAUAUUUUUUC
Messenger RNA from Talpa occidentalis (Iberian mole), 3744 nucleotides. RefSeq names its product cannabinoid receptor 1 (gene CNR1). Gene Ontology annotation, cellular component: membrane. The transcript has 3 exons. The record is from RefSeq and is a predicted model, not a curated record. Gene Ontology annotation, molecular function: cannabinoid receptor activity. Gene Ontology annotation, biological process: G protein-coupled receptor signaling pathway. Bases 1687 to 3108 code for a protein of 473 amino acids. NCBI's taxonomy places the organism in Eukaryota, Metazoa, Chordata, Mammalia, Eulipotyphla, Talpidae.